This is a messenger RNA of Pelobates cultripes (western spadefoot toad), 42215 nucleotides long. NCBI's taxonomy places the organism in Eukaryota, Metazoa, Chordata, Amphibia, Anura, Pelobatidae. The record is from the annotation of a GenBank genome assembly.
GUUUUACACUAUGUUCCGGGAAUAGAACUACAUCUCCCGGCAGCCUCUGCGACCUUGGUUUUGUCUUUGUGGAUUCCUGUGUAUGGGAGUGAGUGACUGUAACUGCACAGAGGAGGGCAGUCUGGGUAUGUUAAUAUUUAUAGUUUAAUUAUAUGGAGUGAGCAGCACUGGGAUUCAUGGGUUCUCUUAUCAUAUAUACUGCUGGACUAAUCACUCAUUUAGAUUAACAACAGAUUAUAGUAUAGCAUGAACAAUGUAUACACCGACAGGGAUAUUCACUAAUAUGUACUGUGUCUGGCAGUGUGUGUAUCUCUGUGUGUGCCUGGCAGUGUGUGUGUGUCUGGGAGUAUGUAUCUCUGUGUGUGUCUGGGAGUGUGUGUGUCUGGGAGUGUGUAUCUGUGUGUGUGUCUGGCAGUGUCUAUCUCUGUGUGUGUCUGGCAGUGUGUGUGUGUGUGUCUGGCAGUGUGUGUGUGUGUGUCUGGCAGUGUGUGUGUGUGUGUGUGUGUGUCUGGCAGUGUGUAUCUCUGUGUGUGUCUGGCAGUGUGUGUGUGUGUGUGUCUGGCAGUGUGUGUGUGUGUGUGUCUGGCAGUGUGUGUGUGUGUGUGUGUCUGGCAGUGUGUAUCUCUGUGUGUGUCUGGCAGUGUGUAUCUCUGUGUGUGCCUGGGAGUGUGUAUCUCUGUGUGUGUCUGGGAGUGUGUGUGUGUUGUACCUGUGUCUGGCAGUGUGUGUGUGUGUGUGUGUGUGUGGCAGUGUGUAUCUCUGUGUGUGUGUGUGUGUGUUCCUGGGAGUGUGUAUCUCUGUGUGUGUGUGUGUGUGUGUGUGUUCCUGGGAGUGUGUAUCUCUGUGUGUGUUUCUGGGAGUGUGUAUCUCUGUGUGUGUGUGUGUGUGUUCCUGGGAGUGUGUAUCUCUGUGUGUGUUUCUGGGAGUGUGUAUCUCUGUGUGUGUCUGGCAGUGUGUGUGUGUUCCUGGGAGUGUGUAUCUCUGUGUGUGUGUGCCUGGGAGUGUGUAUCUCUGUGUGUGUGUGUGUUCCUAGGAGUGUGUAUCUCUGUGUGUGUCUGGCAGUGUGUGUGUGUGUGUUCCUGGGAGUGUGUAUCUCUGUGUGUGUUCCUGGGAGUGUGUAUCUCUGUGUGUGUGUGCCUGGGAGUGUGUAUCUCUGUACUGUGUCUGGCAGUGUGUGUGUGUGUGUGUGUGUGGGAGUUUGUGUUCCUGGGAGUGUGCAUCUGUGUGUGUGUAUGGCAGUGUAUAUUUGUGUAUGUGUGUCUGUGUCUGGCAGUGUAUAUUUGUGUGUGUGUGUGUCUGGCAGUGUGUAUUUGUGUGUGUAUAUUUCUGUGUGUCAGGCAGUGUGCAUCUGUGUGUGUGUUUUUUGUCUGUGUGUGUUUCAGUGUGCAUCUGUGUGUGUGUGCCUGGCAGUGUGCAUCUGGGUUUGGGUGUGUGUGUCUGGCAAUGUGCAUGUGUGUGUAUGUGUGUCUGGCAGUGUUUACCUGUGUGUGCAUCAGUAUUAAUGUGUGCAUGGCAGUGUGUUUAUAGCAGUUUGUGGCCAAUGGUUUUGUAAAUGGUCUCAUGAGGGCCCUCAACACCCUCUGUUCCUGGGUGUCCAACUCAUCUUAUCACAAAUACUUGUUUGUUAGUCUACUUAUUGUACAGCGCUGUGGAAUUUGUUGGUGCUUUAUUACAACAACUACUACUACUACUAAUAAUAAUUAAUGCUGAUGACAUCCUUGUGUACAAGUUGUGUGUUCAGGAAAAAUGAUGAAUCUGACAUUCCUGCUUUAUACUCAGAUUGUACACAGAGUGCAUUGCAUUCCUGCAGCCAAUCACUGGUUACCCCUAUCACACACACAUCAAAUUGUACAGUUAGUAAAGUCAUCAUGUAUUAAAAGGUUAGAGCUAAACUGUCACAUCUUGGAUAUUGCACAACCUGACGGCUACUAAAAUUAAAUUAUUUUCUUUUUAAUUAUGUUUUCUGUUUGCGGUCUUCCUGUAUGUUUAACCUCCAAGGUGAAAUUUUGCCCUUUUGCACAAAGAACAAUGUUUACCUUGAAGCGGUAAACACUCCUAUAGAGGCUGUUCUACUGAGCCACUUCUGCUGUACUAACCGGGUAAUAGUCGUUCAAGUGAUUUUGCAUUCUUAUGAGAUGCAUUGAAUGAACUUUUGCCGCGCAUGAGCAUCAUUUUCCUAUUGCUUCUCCAUAAGGAGCAUUGGAUUGGACCAUCGCUGGAGGAAACCAUGCCUCCUUGAUGACGCUGAGGUGGAGAGGCCGGCAGCGCCGAGGGAGUCUCUCUGAUGUAAAAAGAUUGCAAAAAUAUUUUUAUGGCAAACUGGGGCCCUGAAUACAAUUAGGAACAGGGGCACUAUAGCGUUAUGAAUACAGGUUUGUAUAGUGUUCCUUUAAUUCGUAACAUUCUUAUUUUUUUAAUUACAUUGUAAGUCUGGCUAGCUUUGGAUGAGUGCUGCUUUGCUUUUAACACAGGCGUAUCCAGUUAGUCCUUUAAUAGCAUUUAUUGGUAUGAGGGAUUGAGGUACUCUCUUUUACAGAGAGGUGGCAAUUCUGCGUUAAAGCGCCUCUGUCACCACUCCUGAAAAUUUGAGCAUUUCAUAAAGAUAACAUCUUUCUGAAACACUGUGGCUGUGUUGGAAUUUUACUGAAAGAUAUCAUAAGACAAAACGGGGAGUCCUUUGUCUCAUGUAUUUUCCCUCCGCUUGACAAAGGAGCUCCUUUUCGGUCUCUUGCUCAUGCACCAGAGUACAUCACUGAUAUGGCCUCCAGACAGAUGAAGAGCCAGGAGCUGAAGAAAGAAUAUGGAGGUGCCCGGGGAGUAUAACUCACCUGCACUGCACCCCUGGGGCACCACAUGCCAAGUGGUGAUGUCAUCAAAAUGCAAAGACCCAGAAGCUGACAGAGCCACUUUAAGGUGGUGGAAAUUGCACUCCAUUUUACUUUGGGGUCUUCUAUGAAACUGAGCGUCCCCCUCUGCAGCCCCGCAAUCUUGGUCCUUUAGCAAGACCAAUAGGAAGCAAAGUUAGGAUAAGAGAUUGACGGGACCAAGGGGCAUUGUAUACAACAGCAUCUCCAUUGUCCACCCUGUUACCCACCCUCAAGAAGUGCUCUAAUGACACUGGGCUUUUACCUAAAUGGACACUAUGGUCAUCAGAACAACUACAGCUUUUUCAGAGAAAAUGCAGUGUUUACAUUACAGCCUAGGGAUACCUCCACUGGCCACUCCUCAAAUGACUGCUAGAAGUGCUUCCUGGGGCAGUGCUGCACAGUGUGAGGUGGGAAGAGGUUAGAUAGUGAUUUUAACACUUUUGUGUUCCUGACCCUACAGUGUUUUUUUAAAUUAGGCUGACAAUUGAAUUUAGUUGUGUUGAGUUUACAACUAAUUUGUAAAACAUCAGCAUACCAAUAUUGGAGGAAAUCUCUAAAUCGACUGAGAUUUGGAUCACAGUUUAGCAAUGUUGUUUUUGUUGUGUUGAUUCCCUUCAUCCCCGCCACAGAAUAAGUGGAGAUGAUGGCAUUAGAGGUCUCCCUACAGCUGGAGAUAUUAUGAAUAGUCCCUUUGCUGAGAUAGAGAGUUGUAUCUAUGAAAUGAUCCCUGCAGAUCUGUUAGAUUAAUUCAGUAAUCGUCUAACAUUUUUUUUUACUGGAUUUACAGAAUUGAGGAAAAGCAAGACUAACGUUAUGAAAUUUAAAACAUUCAUAAAGGGAUUUCCUAAAUGCUUGUUGUUGUUUCAAAAUUCCGUCCGUCCAUUAAAAAAAGGUUUUGUGUGAUACUAUGAAACUUUUAAUUUUUUUAUUUUCAUCUGUGUCACUCAACAAAUACUCGUGAAAACUGCAGUUCUAGAUGAAUUUUGCUAGGUCUAUAAAAUGCAUGGAAAUUACUCUAUGCUAUCGGCAUAAAGCUCACUACAUAUUUAUUGAAUCCAACAGAUGUUCAACGUAUUCCUAAAAUAGCUUCUAUACUGUACCUACAAGAGAUGCAUUAUCCCAGCUAAUUUAAUAUAUUCCUGGCUAAUUGCAUGUUUGCGGAACCAUCUCACAUUCCCUUAAAAUAACUGAGCGCUGAGUGCAGAACGGUAAACAGCCCGGCUAAAAUUCAUCUUUUAUAUGAAAUGUUACAUGAUGAAUAAUUUAUUGGAUCCAAUUUAUUGUGGUUGUGUAAUAAAUGUUUUGGUAUAAUGGGACACUGUAUAGAAAGGUCAGACAGACCGUGCAAGUGUAGAUUAAUGCUCUCUGUGUGAAAUCAGCAAGGUGGUUGUUAUUGUGUUGUAUCAUUCCCCCGACUUGAUGAAUACUGCCCUGGUGUUUGGGCUUUGCCAAUUAAAGGCGCUCAAAAAAACAUUAGGGUCUGUUCCUUUCACUUGGUUUGAAAGUAUUGAAGAGUUCCACUCAUCAUCUGACAUGACAAAUCCCAUUUACCCCUGCUGGGCCGGGCUUUGUGCUAUAAGAAGAAAACCCACUGACUAGCGAGCGACUUCUAAUUGGUGGAGCCUCUUCCUGGUCUUGGAGGCGUCUACUUAGCAGAAAAAUCACACAGCUUUUGAAAGUACAUCCCUGACACCUUAAGCACUUUAAUUUGCAGAAAAGCUUCAUGUUUGAAUAGUGCAGGCUUUUGCAGGGUCUAGCAAGCUAUUAACAUAGCCGGGGAUAAGAAAAUCUUAAUUAAACAGAACUUGCAAUAAAGAGCCUAAAUAGGGCUCUCUUUACAGGAAGUGUUUAUGGAAGGCUGUGCAAGUCACAUGCAGGGAGGUGUGACUAGGGUUCAUAAACAAAGGGAUUUAACUCCUAAAUGGCAGAGGAUUGAGCAGUGAGGCUGCAGGGGCAUGUUCUAUACACCAGAACUGCUUCAUUAAGCUAAAGUUGUUCAGGUGACUAUAGUGUCCUUUUAACCUUGUUACACCCCACUGGCUGUUACUCAGACACCUGGUCUUGUUACUUCCUGGUUUGUUUAGCUCAGUGGAGAUAAACUCAAGAGGCAAAAAUUGCCCAGAGAGCCUGUCAUGCAAAUGCUUCUCAUUGAGCUGUACUGGAAAGCCUGUGAUUGGACAGCCACAGAAAGUGUAGGCGGGGUUAGUAGGGGGGGACUUGCAAAGGCUGCAGUCAAGAGUUCGGUAGUUUUUGCAAGCUGUUUUAGAUAUACCCCGAUUGAAAAAAAAAAAUGCACAAUUAAAUGCAUGCAUUUUUUUUAUUUGGGUUAUAUCAACUAAACAAUGAUUUCAUUUUUUAUUUUUAUUUUUUGGUAUCUAGGUAGUGGAGUAUUUCUUCAAGUUGAGUAUCUUUUUUUGUUUUGUAUAUUUUUUUUAAUAUAAUAUCUACAUAAUGCUUUAGAAAUAGCAAACACGUUGGGCCCUAGAGUAUCCCUUUAAUAACAUAUUGUAUUCAUGCUUAUAGGGAACCUUUAGCAACCUCAGCAGUUCUUUAUCAACUUAACAUUGAAUACAUUUUGGCACCCUCCCCAGAUGUUUUAUGGCUAAACCUCUCAAUAUUAUUUUCUCAACCCAUGGGCGGCUAUUUCUGUAGAGCUCAUAGAGAAGUGGACAGAGGGAUUUGGGCCCAAGAAAUAGGGACUUCCCCUUCUCAAUAGGGACACUUGGGGAGUGGAGUAGGGACGGUACAAGGCAUGUCAAGUUUAACAUUUAAAUAUACAAAAAUACAAAAAAAAAUUGUUCUUAAUCAAUAUAGGUGUCAAUUUAAUAUUUUUGGAUGAGUUUGUUUUUUUUCAAAUGAUUCAAUAUUCUUGAAUAAACUUUUCAAAAUAUUAACAUAAUAAUAACAAUAAUAUAUAAUAUUUAUAUAUGUAUAAAAUAUUAUUUUUAAAUAUUAUUAUGAUGUUAAUAUUUUGAGAAAAAUAUUUUAAAAACAUUAAAAUAUUAAAAUAUUACACUAUUUAAAAAAAAUAUUUAUCCAAAAUGUUAUCUAAAAAUAUUAAAUCAUUUAUAAAGCUUAUCGAAAAUAAAUUAAACCGAGGCCAUAUUUUGGUGCUUAGAUAAUGUUUGAAUCAAGAUCCCAAUGUUCACUGUGUAAUGUGAGAGCAAUAUGUUUAUUUGCUAAGCUACAAGUCACAUCUUGCUCAGACAGCCAAAACACAUAUACUAUUUUAACUCACUGUGCUUGUAAUGGUGGAGGCUGAUUAUACUUUUUGCAGACAUGUUGGUUUUAUGAGACAAAAUAAUAUGGGAUGCUAUUUUUUUUUUUUUUUAGAGUUUCUUCUUAAAGUGGUUGUAUAAUUAAAUAAUGGAAUAUGAAAAUGUGCAAAAUUCUUUGAAAAGCAAAAGGUAAUUUAACACAGAUUACCCAGCAUAUAACUUGUUGACUCAGUAUGAUGGCAAUUGCAGUCUUAUCUGCACCUAGAUGGCUAGAGGUUCCCAAUGAUGAUGAAUGACUGUUUAAUUAUUUAUUUUUUAUACGAAACUAAAAUGUUAUUUUUCAUAUGUCAUUGUACAGCGCUACGGAAUUUGUUGGCGCUAUAUAAAUAAUAAAAUAAUAAUAAUAUGUCAUAUCUGGGCAUAUUUUUUCAUUCAAUCUCUCAGUUGCAAUUCUUUAUAGUAUUCUGCAAUAUUUGAUACAUGUGAGUCUGCAAUGAAUAAAGGAAUUCUGAAAUAUGGGGUUUCGUUAUGCAAUAAACUAGAUUUAAAUGUGUUUAUACCAUGCUUCCAUUAGAUUUUGGGUAGGGGUGAAUCUGUUCAAUAUAUUAAAAUGUAAAAAAAAAAUUUUUUUUACGACCUACGAAAUGUAGUUUGAACAUACCUCUAGCGUCCCAGGUGGUUUAUUCACUAAACCCCAAAUUCUCAUUUCAGAAUUUAGAAAACCAAUGGUUAUAACUGUAGGCGACUUUUGAAUUUGUUAUCAAAUCAUCUAUUGUUGUUUACAUUUUAAACAUCAAAAAAUGUAAUUUGCUACAAUUCUGUUUUUAGUGUGUAAACUUUACAAUCCAGCAUUGAGUAGGAAUAGGUUAGUAGAUUAUUAUCGCCAUUUAUAUAGCACCAACAGAUUCCAUAGCGCUUUACAAUAUUAUUAGAGGGGGGAUUAGGUACUGAAUUAUAUCUAAAAAAAAAAAUAAAAAAAAAAAAAGUAAAUUAAAAUGACUUUUAGAAUUAUACCUUAAAGGAAUGGACGUACCUGUAGUAUGUGAAUGAGCCCAAUUCAAUGCGUUCCUCCCUUGCAGUGCUAUUUUAGGGAAGGUAGCUUGUGUGUCGCUGAAACUACGUUGGUAACAAUCACCAGAUGUGACACUAACCUCAGACUGAUGUGGGAAAUUGUCUGUGACGUUUUUUUUUUCUUCAAAACUUCGGUUGAAACUUUCUAAGUUGUUUAAGGUUUUGUAGGACCAGUCUGAAGCCGAGUUUCACUUCUUAACAACGGCUGUAAUUGUUUUUAAAUUUUAUCUCUUUUGAGCCUAUUGGCUGAUUUUAAAUUUACCUUCAGGAAAAGUUUACAUGUAAGAGUUUUACUCAAUAAACCCCACAUUGUGGAGAAUUCAGAACACAGGUCUAUUUCAAAUUUUGAUCUGACAGCAGGCAAGCAGAAAAAAAACAUGUGAAUUUCGAUACAUUUUUUUUAGUCUGAUAUUUUGGAUUAAAAAUUGCAAUUUUCCACAAUUCAGUUUAGUUAAUAAACAACCUUAGUGUUUUGGUUAUUAAAUCAGUGCAAUGUCCUGGAGAUUUUACAAUUAUUGAUAAGAAACAAUUUGUUUUCUUCCAACUCCGCGUUUUUUGCUGGCUAUAUUUUGUCAUUUCUUUUCUGUUUUGCCAAUUAACCAUAUGUCAUUAUAUAUUUGUGUUAUUUUCCAUAAAUAAUGUGCUAACUUCAUAACCGCUUCUAUCACAAGUGAGAAGACAAUGAAAGGGGAGGAAUAAUUAUGAAAAUAAUUCCAACAUGGCUCCUCCAGUAGUAUGUAAAAAGCUUGUGCAAAAGUGCAGAUACUCUUUAAGAAUUUGUUAGAAUCCUAUGGAUCUUGAAAGACCAACUAUCCUUCUGGUAAUACAUACGUUCUAACAAGGUAUGACUGGGGGUGGGGGUCUGGCCAGUGACACAAUGCGUAUCACUGGUGAGACUAUAUUGCUUGUGCCCACCCAUAAAGACAGUGUGUCAGUUUGACCGACACAGGGCCCAAAGCGCACGGUUGAGUACUUUCACUCGGACUAAGUGCACUCUAGUAGAGUACAUGUUUUCGGAAGGAAUAUGCUCUCUGGUGUACACAAUGCCGACCAUAUUUAAAAUCUUUUACAGGGUGGGCCAAAAUUCCAAGUAGGUUUUAAGGAGUCAAUAACUUUUUUUUAUUAAUGAACUAAUUUCGAUGUUAUUAGAUACAAUAAAUACUUGACGUGUGGAGAUUUAUUUGAAUUCCCUGCAAUUCUCACUUUAGUAAAUUUUGAAUUUAAAGGACCACUAUAGGCACCCAGACCACUUCAGCCCAAUUAAGUGGUCUGUGUGCCAGGUCCCUCUAGUUUAAACCCUGCAGCUGAAAACAUAGCAGUUUCAGAGAAACUGCUAUGCUUCACUGAGGGUUAAUCCAGCCUCUAGUGGCUGUCUCCCUGAUAGCCGUUAGAGGCACUUCCGCAAUUCUCACUGUGAAAAUCACAGCGAGGAGACGCUGAACGUCCAUAGGAAAGCAUUGAGUAAUGCUUUCAUAUAGGCUGUUUGAAUGCGCCUGCGACAGGAGGAGAGUUUCCCAGCACAGAGGGAGCCCAGCGCUGGAGAAAGGUAAGUGGCUGAAGGGGUUUUAACCCAUUCAGCCCAGCGGGAGUGGGACCCUGAGGGUGGGGGGGACCUAAUGACCCUAUAGUGCCAGGAAAACUAGUUUGUUUUCCUGGCACUAUAGUGGUCCUUUAAGGACAAAAUAGCCAAAAAUAAAACAGAAUUUCCAAUUCAGCUAUUUUGACUUAAUUCCUGACCAUUCUCACUUUAGUGAAAUAUUCCUGGUCUGCAUUAAUUAAUAUUUGGGUAUCAAUAACUUGACUGGAUACUUGUUUGCAACAGUGAUACAUCUCUAGAUCACAAACGCAUCAGAUUUGUAAUCUGAAGACAAGAAAAUAAAAGCAAACGACAUUGUUUCCUUUUAAAAACCACCACAAUUUGCAUAUAAACCACCAAAAUAUUGUGGUUAGUAAAGUCUGCCUGCUGGAUCCCAUGAGAGCAUUUUUAACCUUUUAUACUGAUCUGAAAUUAAUUUAAACCGCACGAUUAAGAUGCUGGAGAUUAAUUGACAAGAAUAUAGAGAUUGUCAUAUUUCCAUGAAAUAAAACCACAAGCCUGGAUUAAAAUCCCCCUCCCCCCCACCCCCCAAAUUUUAUUUUUUACAUGUCUGUUUUAAUUCUCUAGAAUUUAAAGGGCCUCUCAAAGUCUUAGAACACUUACUAUUCAUGUAGUGGUUAUGGUGCUGUAAGUCUAUGUGUGCACCCCGCCAUUUGUUGGCAAACUAGUGUGAUUAAACAAAAAAAUCACCCAUAGCCUGCCCCCUAUCUCCUGAAACUGGAUCUACACUUUUCUUUUACAAAGGGUGAUUCUGUCCACCCAGGACAGCAAUGAAAGACUGGGAGCAAUGGGAUACAACAUAUUGUUCAACCGUGAAAAGGAGUCUCAUCUCGUUUGCCUAAAUUUGUUAUCACCGACUUGCCUUUCUAUACAGCUCUAUAAUGUGAUAAUAUGGUAUGUUAAUUCUAAUAAACUUAAAGGGAAACUAUAGUGGUAGAAAACUACAGUAAAAUAGACAUCAGCUUCAAAAGUGGUCACUUGUUUAGUCUGAGACAAAACUUAAAGAAACACACCGGGCAUCUAUGCAAGUUAUACUGCUUGUGCAGCUUACGGUGCAAUAAAAAUCUUUCAUUCUUGUUGCGCGUUUUUGAAUUAGUUCCAUUUCCAUUUUCAGAAGAAUGGAUCUCUUUCCGAGUACUGUACUCCAUAUUCCAGGGUCUAAUUGAAAAUAUUGUGCAGGAUCUACUGACUAUUAAUUCUCUUUAUGUAUUUUGCCUGCUUAUUUUAUAUAAUACACCAUUUAUAUGUAUUUAAAAUAAAUUAAAAUGUAUUUAUUUCUUUGGUCCUCAUGUUGCGUUUGAAAUAUUUUUUUUCUAUUUUUAAAAGUACAUUUUAUAUAUAUUUAUAUUUUAGAGUGUUGCUGCUUUUUUGUUAUAGUUGUCAUGGCUGUUGAGACUGCUCAAACGUUGUGUUUUUUAAGCUUAUGUUUCUAUCGAGUAAAUUGCUGCUACAUUUUCUGAUGCUUUUUGUCAACUAUGAUGAAUGGAUACCUGGAUACAUUGCAUGAAAGCUGUGAGCUUCUUGUUUCAAUAAUCCGUUUCCUUCUUGCACUUCCAGGAGAAGACAGGGAAACAUGCCAAGUCAACAGGAUUUACACCCUCCCAAGUCAGAGGAAGAAUUGGCUCAAGAGAUCUUGCAUCGUUUUAUUAGUAUUCCAGAGCAGACAUACGAACAGUUUCUGGCAAGCUUUUCUCAUGCUCCUGCAGGUGUAGUGUAUUUAUGAUUACAUAAUUCUCAGCAUUUUGAAUAUCUAGAGCAGAGAGAGCCAAAUUGUCCCAGCUCAAGUAAACCUAAAACUGUCUUAAUUCUUUGGUAGCCUUGAGGAAAAACUGUAAAAACUGUAGCCUAAGCACAGAUACACAGUUCCUACUAAACGGUAGUAAAGAAAUUUAAGUGAUCCUUGGUCAGCAGUAACUCUUACCCGACCAAAUAUCACUGUGCUUUACCUCCAGCUCGUUCAAGGGUUAAACUCUACUGUACACGCCAAGCAAAAAAUGAGAGACAGAUGGGUAUGGGUUUCCCAAUGUGGGACUGUUUUUCCUAAACAGGGACACUAGGGUGGUAUGUGUGCAAUAUGUUUUCAAUCAUCUGCAAAUUAAAUUGAAUCCAAAAUAUAAAUAAAUAAAUAAAUAAACAUUUUUUUUUUUAAUUCUCCAAAAUGUUAUUUUAAAAUGCAAUCUAAGAUUUAAUUCAAUAUUUGUGAUAACUACAAACAAGCCAUGGUUUUCUGAGUCAAUAAAAAAAAAUUAUAUCCGGCUAAUAUUUUUCACACAUGCGCCUAAAGAUUAUAUAACGUAAAACCUAUUAAAGUAGUGCAUAUCAUUCUUGACAAUUAUGUAUUUAAUUACAUUUAAAAAGGAUUUAUUUAGGACUAUACACCAAUGGCCAAAGUACCAUUUGGACAGAUUGCAAAGCAUACUGGGAGGGCCCUUUGUGUGUUAUAAUAAAUCUCUAAACGGAUCCAGAUCUUUUAAUUUCCCAAUGACCUGUCUGAACAGUAUAAUACACUCUGUAAAACAGCCCUCUUAAUGUACCGGUACUUUGUUUUAUAUAAUGGAUAUGCAUUAACUUGUAAUAUGUUAUUUAAUGUUUUGGUUCCAUAUGUUCUGUUCUCCUUGUUCACAGUGUAACAUUAUUUUAUCUAACUUGUCCCUCUAUAAAUGACAACAUAGAAAAAAUAGCAUAAAGCAAACAUUUAUUUUCUGCUACUAUAGUAACAAAGGCAUUCUGAGUUUCACAGUUCUUUCUUUGUAUCACGAUUCCAGAAUAGAAUUUAUCAGCCCUGUUGAAAAUAUAAAUUGGGGAACUGGUUAUUCUUUAAUGUUCAGAAUCUGGAUUCCUGUAAUUCAUGAGAAUGGUUUUCUUAACGCUAUAUUCAUUUUUAAAAUGGUUUCAAAAUUGCUCUACUCUACAGAGGACCUUGCCCUGCACAUGGAAGUUAUUUUGAAUUAUAUUACAUUAAUAAUUAUCAUAAUAUUACAAAGUAUUUUUCUUGGAUGUAUAGCUAUAAAUGUGUCUGGUUCUUGAGUAUACAUGGGAGUAGAUGUUAUGACCUCUCUCAGUCAUACUCAUUUGGCCAACUUUGGAAACAAAAUCAAAAUUGAACUGGAGUGAUGAUACUUUUAGUUUGUCUUUUCAGAAUUUUUAGGUUGGCAUUAUAACAUACCUUUCGGCCAUCCUGGAUUUCAGCAGGAAAGUCCUAGUUCUAGACUUCCGUCCUAUUGUCCCCAAAACGCUUACGUGUCCCCAUUCUGGAAACCAUGGACAAGAUUUAAAAGAGUCGCUGACACUUUUAUGAGGAAUAUUUAGCACAAUUUAUUAAAUCUGUCUUUUUUUCUGUUGCUUCUUUUGCGCCCUAUUAGUUUUAAAUAUAUAUAUUUUUACCGGCAGUGCAACACAUUUAUUAAAUUUCCUAACAUUUUUAUUCUGUUUUACUCUUCUUUUUUUCUAAAUCUGGCGGUCUGCUGAAAUGAAAAUUUUAGCGUCAAACUGGAGAAAUUUCCUAUGAGGACAUUGUUUUUCACUUUUAACACACUUUAGUAAAUGCUAACAAACUAAUGACAGAAUUGUAACUUUUCAAAACACUUUCGGAGAUAUCCUUCUGGCAUUCCCACCUCCAGUCGUGAUCCCCCCCCCCCAGUGUUGUCAUGGUUGCUGUAGGCUCUCGUUUAGUGAUCUGACAAUAGUCCUACGGUGCAGAUAAAGAGAAUAAAAAGUUCAUAUUUUAAGGCUGAUCCAUGAAGUGUGCCGAUGGAUGUGUAGGGGCAGAGGAAAUGGAUGGCUGUGGGUUUUAUUGACUGCGAGCGCAGAAUCCCACCUGAAAAUAAAGAGAUGUUUUUAAUUCACAGAUCACUUGGCAACAUCUGCUGUUUCUAUUGCCGGCUUGUUGUUCUACUAGUCAUGCAGAAAAUAACAGGGCCGCUCACACUGGCCUAACCAGAAAAAACACCUUUUACAUUAUACUUGGAAAACAUAGGCGGGCAGCGAAAUACGCAGGAAAGCAGAUAACGAUCGUUACAAUUAAAUGAUACUUCUAAAGGGUCUUUGGGACAAACUUUACAAUCACAGACGAAGAGGACCUUUUAUUGCAUUAAUCCGUAGUGACAUUGUAAGUUAAAAACCUUAAGCAUUAUUGCCGUUUAAUUGUUAUAUAAUUAAAUUUAAUAGUACUGGUUAUUUAUUUAUUUAUUUAUAAAAUAUUUUACCAGGAUGGAUACUUUGAGAUUUCUCUCGUUUUCAAGUAUGUCAUGGGUCCACAAAACAUUGCAUUGUUACAAUAGGAUACAAUAUUACAAAAAUACAAUAUACAAGUAAUAUAUAACACAAGUAAUAUAUAUAUAUACAUAUACACAUAUAAAUGUAAUACAUAACAGGUUAUAAAUAUAUUCAACCAUGACAGGUGCAUUCUGUGCUGAGUUAUAUUACCAUAGAUCUCGUAAAAGAUUUUAGAUUGAAUGAAGAUUUGACUGUGUCCCUGAGGUUAUUCCAUAAUUGCGGUGCUCUGUAGGAAAAGGAGGAUUGGGCCACUUUAUUUUUGUAUUGCGGUAUGCUAAAUAUUGUGCUAGUACUGGAUUGGAGGUUAUAGGAGGUGGGAACAGCUGGGGAAAGCAUUCUACUCAGGUAGGAUGGGGGCUUCCCAGAAAUGCUCUUAUGCAAAAGGCUGGAAAGAUGAAGAGUGCGUCGGGAUUCCAGCGAUAGCCAGUUUAGCCCUUUUAACAUGUCACAGUGGUGGGUAAAGUAAUUACAUUCUAGUACAAAGCGGCAGAAUGAAUUAUAUAUCAUAUUACGUUUAUUAUGAUGGGUUUGCAUAAACGACACCCCCAUAAUCAGUGACCGGCAUUAGCAUUUGUUGCACUAUCUGUUUUCUUACUGUACGGCUUAGGCAGGAUUUGUUUCUGCACAGGGCACCUAGUUUUGGGUAAAGUUUUGAAGAGAUUUUUUUCAAUGUGAAGGCCAAACGAUAGAUUGGGGUCUAGCAACAUACCUAGAUAUUUAAAAGAACAUACUGCUGUCAGUGUGCUAUGUGAAUUUGUUCUGAUACACAGUUGUUGAUUUUGUAGUUUAUGUAAUUUAGGUACAGUUCCAAAGAUCAUUGUAACAGUUUUGUCAGUGUUUAGGAAGAGUUUAUCUGCUAUCAAGCUGCGGUAGCUUGGGUUAUAAUGGUUUACUAUGUAUACUUAAAAGCUAGUUUUGUCCAGUUUUUUUUAUUUAUUUUAAAAGGAAAUUAAAAAAAAAUAUAUAAAAUGGGAACCAGUCAAAAUGUCAGCCAGGUGAUUUGUGGGAAACAAAUGCCACUAAUUUGUAGCCUUGGCAACAGGAAUGCUUAGAUAGACUACAUUUCCCAUGAUGCUUGGACUGCCUCUAAUGGGAAAUUUACUUUCUAAGAGUUCGGGGCAGAUUAGCCAUCACUUUUCUACACGGAAGGGAUUGAUAAUAUUUAAGUAAAAAUUGUUAUCAAAAUAUAUAACUUGUUUUUGAAUUUUGUUUAAACUCUCUAGGUAGGAGAGCCAGAACUGUUUUACUUUGCGAUUCUCAUACCAUAGCAUAUAGUGAUGUCAUGUGUACAUGCGCAGUGCUGUCAUGAUCUGCAAUAGAGAAUCAUUGUAUUCAAUGCUCCCUAAAACUAAUCUAUUCAGGAGACAUGAAAACAGAUAUGUUCCUGACUCUACAGUGUCCCUUUAAUUGAUAAAAGUGCCAAUUUCUAAUAUAAUAAGGACACACUCUUCGGGUGUUUGGGUUCUUCCAUAUGCUUGUCAUUUAAAGGAAGAGUUCAUAGUAUUUUGUCUUGAAAAUAUAAUGGGCUCCCUUCCACGAUUGCCAUGAUUGAAUGGUACUCACAUUGCCUCCAUUGAUACCGAACAACUACUUAGCGUUUUCCAUUUUACAAAUUUGAUGCUCAUCAAGAAAAUCAAACAAACACUUUUCCAAUUAUUUUUCAUUGUAACUCCACCAUUACCAUAAAAAAGUCACAAAGCUCAUUCGGACUUCGCCUCUUUCUACACACCACACUUGCCCAAUUUCACAGCUAUUUAUUAAAAAAACAGCGUGUACCUUGCUUAUAGGUAGGAGUUAAUGCUUAAUUUUACUGAAAUAUCUGAUAAAUGUAUGUAUUAUUUUGGGAUGUGCUGAUAGUUUACAAUUCUCAAGUUCUCUUUUUUUUUUUGUCUAAAUAAGACAGGUGUAAUUUUUAGUCCGAUGGCAACAGGUAGUUAAGCGCUUUUUAGCUUUUAUAUUCUUCUUUUAAUCUCUAUGGGGGACACUAAAAUGUUCAACAGCCGCUGAUUGCCAGUCCUCAAACCAUAAGUUUUGUUUUAUCGCAACAGCCUGCAAUUGUGAAUGAUAAUGACUGCCAUUUUAGCAAUUACCGACUUCUUUAUAAGUGACUGCAGCAAUCGUGGGAAAAAGCUCAAAAUGGGAUGUGGGGGAGGGAAAAAAAGAAAGGGGUGUGGGGAUGAUCUGUCCUUCCUCCAGGAACCAAGAUCAAGAGUCAAGGCAUUACAACAAUAAAUUACCCAUAAACAAAAAUGUUUACAAUUUCUUUCCAGUCCUAAUUAGUUAUUAUAAUUAUCAGAUAUUUAGGGUACAUGGAUUAUGGCCCAUUUUGUCAGAUGAAGUGCAUGCUAUUUUUUUUGGAUCCCAAUCUACAUUUAAUGCUAGUCAGUUUGGCUUUCCUGUACCAUAGAAUGAAUCUCAAGAACACGGUGCAGUGACUUUUUCAGGUGAAAACUCUUAAAGUGGCAUUGCCAAUUUUGUUUUCUCUUUUGGUUUUCCUAACCUUAUGCCCCUUGUAUCUUAAUGAUUGUACUUCCCCUAUUGCCACUUGACUUUAUUUAUAUUUAUCUUCUUUUUUUCUUGUUCUGGAUCUUGAUACCUGUCAGGGCACCUCCAUUUUGUCCUCCUCUGUCCAUGAAUUCUGCAGAUUGCCAUCUGAGGUAUUCUAUUGUUUGAUGGAUUGUGGGUAACUGUGACAUCGCCGCUGGGGGUCCAGUAUCCGUGAAGCAGGUAACAGUGAGAAUACCGAUUGGCGUAAUGUUUUUCAUAUGGGGAAUCAUUGGAUUGGCCAAGAUAAUCAAGCUUGAUGAUCUCAGCCAUAAAGGCAUGGCCGCCUGCGAGAAGACCGGCAUGACGUGGGAAAAAAAGGUAAGUAAAAACACGAUUCCCAUGCGAUCGGAGGGGGGAUGGUCACCUAAACAUACACACUAUCUGACAGACAGACACAGACACACACAUACUCACAGACCCACACAUACUCACAGACACAGACAUACACACAGACACACACAUACUCACAGACAGGCAGACACACAGAUACCAUGACAGACACUCAUAAUCACACACAGACAGGCAGACCCACAAACACACAUUCACAAAUUAUUAUAGGUUAUAAUGCAAUUUUAAUUCUCCCAGCUUCCUCUUCUGCUCCCUUGUGUGGUGCUUAGUUAUGCCGGGGCAGAGGGACGUCAUAUUCCGACUCUGGCCUCACUAAGUGCCGCGUGAGGGAGCUUUCAGCCUGCUUACAGUACAUGCAGACGAUUGCCCGCAUUCCACUCUCUCCAGGCCGCCCGCCUCGUAUGGAACAGGCUCACAAAUCCCAGGGGUCUGGACAAAAUUCCUGGCCGCCAUGGCGACUUGGCGCCUAGGAUUUAUCGAGCCCUGGCUUAGAGUGUCAGCUUACUGCUCUAAUCCAAUCAGUGGUGCCCCUGCCUGAUGCUGACUGAGCCGUCUGCUAUCUAGGAUUUUAGAAAACGGAAGGCCAGGGAGCAGAGCAAUCUGGCACUGGGGCACAGACUUUAAUGUUAAACCAUUCUUGACACUUUAACCCCAAAAGGUGAGCCAGCACCAGGAAACUCCUAGCACCAUCACAACUUCAUUUCAUUAACGGUUUUAUAAUGGCCAAACUAGUCCUAUAACAUUUGAAAUUCUGUUGUCAACUAUGCACACUUCCCAAAUUGGGAGCAAUAAAGCUCUUUGUGACACGAACAUGUCCUCUUGCAUUAACAACAAUUGUUUCUUACUUUGUUACAUUUCUUUAGUGUAAUUGAGCCAUAUGGAAUUCAUUGGAUAUAUUUUUAGGAGACAUUUACUUACUGUGAAUCCAUUGAAACAGAGGAAUAUUGCUAGUGUACGUUGAAACUUACACAGCUGUGUUUUGAACGUUCAAGGAUUGUUUGCUUGAAAACCACUCGCCCAGUGAAGAAGAAAAAUGUUUUUGGUUAGGUUCAGGGUCAAAAAAGGAAGUUGGUAUUGACAAAUAUAGAAUAAAAUCCUAGAUGUUUUUAUGGAGCCUGGCACAAAACAAAGGUUUUUUUUUUUGUUUUUUUUGUUUUUCAUUUUCUUGAUUUAUUUUAAUAUUAUUUCUUUUGGAGACACUUCUCUUUUAUUACGUCAGAUAAGAUAAAGAUAAUAAAACCAAUGACAUAAAGGGGGUCGGAGCCAAGCAACCGAGCAGAGUGGCUGCACUGAGAGAGAGCUCCAGGCAUCUGAUAAUAACUAUACCCACUGGAGAGCCCAAAAAGUUAAAUUGGUGGACCCAAACACUUACCCGCUGUUCUAGCACCACUAUGGGCCGAAAAAACAAAAAAUUGAAACCAGACAAACCACGUUCAGGCCUGGAUAUUGGUGACACUGAACCUGCCACAGGACUCUCUGGCUUCCAUGGUAACCCGGGCAAAGGAACGGACACCUAAUCAGUGAAACCUGGCUACAGCACGACCCUUUGUCCUUCACCGGUCCACACAAGAACGGUCAGCGGUUGACUCCACCGGACUCUCCCUACAUAGGGACCGCCUCUCUCAAACUGUGGCUCACAUUGAUAUAGGUCAGCAGCCUACUUCUCUCAGGUUUCUCAGUUUCUUUGGACUUACUAUGGUUAUAUUUGUUGCCCAUACAAUACACACGACAACACCCAUCAUCCUCAGCUCGAACGGUAUUAAUGGCUGUCCCACACCCUCUCCUCCCCGCCUACUGACCACGCUAAACAUCAUACUACCCCAGCUAGCACCAUAUAUGCGUACAAUUGCUAUGACUACCUAUUUGUAUACUAUAGUGACCAGACACCACAGUUUUCACUCUGACACUCCCAAAUUACCUUGUAUCCCCUAGCAACUCAGAAAACAGGGAGGCCUCAGAUGCCCCUAACUAAAAGCGAAGCAUGUAUACCUCAACAGCAGAGUAUUAAUUAAACUUGCCCUACACAUACUAUGAGGCUAUGCAGCAAACUAAGCACCAGCGGGGUAUACCUAUCUCGCCCUUUUAUGUUAGCCUACAAGUCUGACACCAGCAUCACUCAAUGAGUCUUCCUCAUCUCUAGCCAGCCUCACUGAUGUUUGGCAGCCUGUAUUUAAUGUAUUUAAAGUUUUGGAAUUUUUGCCCGUGCAUGAAUAUUUUAUACUCAACUUUUGUUUCUUUAAAAUUUUUAAAAAAAAUGGUGCGUGUUUUCUGAUAUAUUUGCCUUGCAAUGUACGAUGCUGAUGUCUGCAUAAUCCGUCAACCUUUGCUUUAUUGAAAAUUACGCACCAAGAAAAUAAAGAAUUUAAAAAAACAAACAAACCAAUGACUUAAAAACACUAACGCGUUUCACCCAUAUUUGUUUUUUCAAAGUGUUUACACUUAGGUGUAAGAAAAAUAAUUGUGAUAUCCUGACAAAUAUCUAUAUGCAGUUUUACAAUGACCACUGCUUCACAAUCAAUCAUCCACAGCAUUUGGCGACGUAGCUACUUGUCUCUCAUUUUUAUAAAAGCUGUUUAUAUCAAUUGUAAAUAACACUGAUGGGUUAUCUUAGCACCCCAAAUAAGCAUCACUGAAAGUGUAGUUUGUUAGGAAUCCCAAAUCAGGCUGUCCAUCUUGAACAGGGACACCUAGGAGGUUUGCUAAAAUACACAGCAUCCUAAAGGGAUCACAUGCCAAAAAGCUUGUUUGACUGUGAGGAUGCUAUGUCUUCAGUUCAGCAUCUGACAUUUAAAUGAAUGAAUAGAUGUUGUCAUAAAUAAACCACUGCUGCCUCUUUUUAAAUGUUCCUGAUUCUGUCAUACAAACAUGUUUCACGUUCCCUAAGCUGUUAAGUGCUGCUACCAUCUAAGUCACAGCAGGACUUGGUAAAUUAAUUUAUUCCCUAACUUUGUGCUUCUGAAAUGAAGCAGAAUUUUACAAGGACCCCAUGUCGGGCAUAUAUAUAUAUAUAUAUAUAUAUAUAUAUAUAUAUAUAUCUCUAUCUAGGGGAAGAAAAACCUGAAUUCUCCUGAAACUCGUAUCGUAAGAUCCUUAACAGUACUUUUGUUUCAUAGAAAACCCAGAAGAAUCGUCUCUCUUGGGUUUCUGAUCAAUCCCCUCUAUAGUGCCCCAUGGUGAGAUUACCAAAAAGGCUUUCUUUUACCCUUUGUGCCAUUUCAACGAGAUUAUGCUGCACACAAAGCACCGGGGUGAGAAGGGCACCCCGUAAAAUAAAAGCGGUGAAUAAUAAGAAGAAUCUAUUGCAAGCUCAUCCUGUGAUUACUAAUACACAAUGCAUAGAGGCACUGGGGUAUCUGGGCUAAGCUCUGAAAUGUUUCCAUGUUCAAUGGAUUGCGCACACCUCAUUGAAAUUAAAGAUCAGCUUUAUUGUUUCAAUGUGCAGAGCCAAAUUUAAGGCAGUCCUUUUUAUUUUUAUCUUAUAGCUUCUAAAGAAUAUUAUUUUCAUACCUGAUACAUAUCCAGCAGCGACAGGCCAGCGCUGAGCAGAUGUCCUUUUGUCUUGCUAGAAGGUGCUUAAAUGGAAUGAAAGUUACAUUUAUAAGGGGCUUAACGGAUGGUAACCUUGAGCGAAGGAGAAUUGGGCUGAGGAUGAAGCAUGAGAAUCUCACGUUAUACUGAUGAGCACCCCCAAAUGCCCUUUUGUGUGCACUGUCAUUAUAACCCUUGUGAUCUAUUUAAUUAUUUUAUUCUAGGGUUAGUUUAUUGUUUGUAGCAUUGAUGUAUAUUCCAAGAUGCAAUCUGAUACAAGAUUAAAAGGUGGAUUAUAUGAGUGAAUUGGGCAUUAGUUUAUCUAAGUACACUGUGGCAUUGCGCAAAAAUAUGUUUUAAAACAUGUUUUAAUACCCUCCAAGUACCAUAAUAACUGCAUCAUACUGACGUUGUUAUGGUGUCAGGAGGUCCUUGGCGCCAGCUUACUUUAAACACUUUGCACACUACCUCCAAUGUGGUUGGCAUAUCCCUGUGUAGCGGAAAAGCCAAGCGAUUGUGCUUUUAAUGAGAUUGUGGCAUUUUAAUUUGGGUUGAAAUUAUUUUCCAACUGACCUAAAAUUUUCAGCUCCGGUAGAAAUGCUUUUUCAUUUCUAGUUCGGUGAAUAAACUAUCCAGUGUUUUUGUCCUUAACGUAGAGAUUGGCAACUCAUAGCAGAUAGGGAAUAAUAGGUCCUACAAUAACGUACAUGCCCAGUUUUGCCUAAAAGUCACUUUGAAUUCCUGACAUUUUCCGCAUACCUUCAUGAAUAACUCUAUAUUUGUUGACAUUCAACACUGUUGUUGCCAACUGUGUGAUUUCAGACCCCUUCUUUUAUGUUAUUUUUAAACCUACGUGUGAUAUUAUAAUUAUGUUCUUUUUUUGUUUUUAAUUGUAAUCUUAACUAAACUGUUUCAAUCUUACAGCAGAGAGAAAAGAGCAAGCGUCCCAAUCGGAAUCUUUCCAAGCAGCAUUGUGGGGUUCUAGGGAAGAGAGGAACAAUAUGGCGGACGGCGCUGGGACAGAAGCAGCAAAACUGGAUACAUCCGAUGAUCAGGUGCAAAUCCGAUUUAAUUUCGUCAACUAACAAUUUUCGUCAGAUUUAGUCGACUAAAAUUUUGGAGAUUUAGUCGACUAAAACUAAAAAGGCUUUUUAGUCAAAAGGCUAUAACUAAAACUAAAUUGAAAUUUGCUGUCAAAAUUAAUCUGGUGCGAAUGUGCCAGUACUUUUAUAUUCCAUGGGAAUAUUAUAAGCUCAGUUUAACCUCAUCCAGGUAGAACUACAGAAUCAGACAUUGUUGUAAUAUUAAAUGGCUGAUUGUGGAUUCGGUUAGCAGCCUCACUGUUAUGUGAAAUUAACUCUCGGCUCCAACCGGCUUAUAUUAUUUCGUUUGCAUGCUCCCUUCUCUAAAUUCUAGUUUUACAGAAAAAGAAAACCGUAGAACUAAAAAAUCGCGAGCAACCUAUAAAAAAGAAAAUCCUUGCGUUUUAUCUAUAUCUCUUUGAAUGUUCUUCAUAUCUAUAGCUGUGACCGUCCUAGUGGGGGUUUUCAUUUCUCAGUGAGUUGCAGUAAAUUAAGACAUUGGAGAAUGUAGUAGAAAUUGAAAUAAAUCCUAUUUUGUCCUCAAUUCUGAAACUCUCUUGUUAGGUAAAACCCCUCAAUGUUUAGGUGUUUGAGAUAUUUGGUUACUGAAUGGGAAUCUUGCUACAUGAGGCUCUGGUCUUACGGGCAUUGGGAGGAAGGAAUGGUUCUCAGGAAUUACUGAUUUAUUCCCUGUAAUAUCUCUUGCAUGCAAUUCUUUCCUGUAUUUCUCCUUUUACCAAAUGCCCAAAUUUAUUAAAUUUCAUUAAUUCAUGAAAUAUUAGUUAAUGUAUGAAAUAUUGGUUAAUGCGUGAAAUAUUAGUUAAUGCGUGAAAUAUUAGUUAAUGCGUUAAAUAUUGGUUAAUACAUGAAAUACUAGUUAAUGCAUGAAAUAUUGGUUAAUACAUGAAAUAUUACUUAAUGUAUGAAAUAUUGGUUAAUACAUCCUCUGCUCCUGCUGACCACAUGGAGUAAUGCUUUGUAAUGCCAGCUGUAUUUCUGUGUAUCCCAAAGCCUACUCUAUCUCGUUACAUUAUUGUUGGUCUUUCUCUUCCCAUUGGUUGUCGUACAGAUUGUGAUGGAUAAUGGAAUCAAAGUUGGCAGCACUUUCAGCAAUGACCUUAUGCAUCAUCACAAAGUCCAGGUGAGAUUCUAUGACAUUUUCAUUUUAUGUUAUUUUUUAUUGUAUAUUGCCUGCUUUCAUUACGAGCAUACUUUUCAAUAUGUACGUGGCUCAUCUAUUCUGAUGAGCCACGUACAUAAAACACUUAGACAGUUAUUUUAUAUCCCUGCUGUCUGUCUGAUUUACCUAAUCUUUUUUUUUUUUUAUCCUGCCUUUCCCCCUCCUUUUAUUCUCCUUCUCCUAUUCCCGUUCCCCUUUCAUCAGUAUGUAAAAAAAAAAAAUAAGUAUAGACUCCAUUUAAAUGUAGUUUUAACAAAACAGAGCAUUUACAGAAGUUGAAAAAAAAUAAAUGCAUGUCAAAGUCAUAGAAUAUACCUAUGUUCAUGUUUUGUCCCAUAAAUCUGCUCUUGGCUGGGAGCUGCCAUUAGUUUAUCCUCGUGCAGAUUUUCUGGUCCCUGACCAUUAUUUUUCUUCUUGUAUUGCGAAUUGUUGAAAGUACCAAGCAACCAAUCAGAACGCAGCUGAUUUCAAAUAGAAUGGUUAAAGAGUUUUUUUAUUUAAUUUUAUAUUAAAACACUGUUUUGAGUUGUAGUAAAAUUUUUGGCACAGUUGUCCCUCCCACCUGAUAACUCCCCCUCUCCCCCCAAACAAAACAAAUAAAUGUACACUUACCUGUGAUCUCACCCCACAGCCACUGCCUCUUUCCGGAGGGGGAGAAUGUACCGAUAGCCAAGCUGAUAGAAUUUCCUGAAAAAUGUUUGCUCCUCUUCCAAUAUGGCUGCUUGCAGUAGAUUCAGCUUUCCCGCUGGAAACUUCCCACAGUUCUUAUCUCAGGGUUCACUCUAACACAGUUCUAUCGCGGGGGGUGUGAUAUGUGUGAUGAAGACAGAUGCCCAAUGUGCACACAUUUAAAACUUUUUUCGAGCUGUCUAGUGACGUUGUACGUCCAUUUCUUAUUGAGACGCUGUACAUACAGACUCCAAGCACCAUGACUACUUUAAAUCACUAAAGUGAUGAUGGUGUUUGGUGUAACCCUUUAAAAUGCACAACGUCUUGCAACAUCAAACAGGCACAUCUCAAAACAUUUAGCUUCAUGUAUAAUCCUGUCUCAAUGUGCUAUUUCGUAGGAAAUAAAAUGCCUUUUAAAGCAACCGUGCCUUCAUUAUUCUGAAAGAGCAAUUGCCAUUUAAAUAGUAAUACUGCAUUGAAUCCAAAAUUUACAUCUGACCAAACUUAAUUACUAAAUUCAUUGUUAUAGCACUUAAAAACAACUUAUAGACAGGUAAAAACACCUAAAUAGAUGGUUAAUUACUCUGUUAAAGUUAAACAGAGAGACCUUAUUUAGACCACCAUAACCACUGUCUCACGGAAAAGAAUAGCCACCACCUUAGGCUAUUGUAGAAAAUAGUGUUGUGUGUAACUAAUGAACUUAAUCAAUAGAAGAAUCAUAAAUCUUUGUUUGAUUGUAUCUCUUUUUAUCUAUAUCAAGAUUGAUAAUUACGUGGAUCCUGUGGAUUUCGAGCUUGACAUGGAUGGCAUAGAUGGCAUUAGUAGAAAUAUUGGUAAGAUUUAAAUUUCUCUGAUUUCUGGUUAAAUAUUUUUAGGUUAAUCUGUCAGCCUCAAAUUAUGUGCAUUACAAAUUCACCCUUAUAUAUUUUACUUCUAUACUCUGUGCUGGAAGAAUUAAGUAACAGAAAAAGAUAAAAAGAUAGAAUUACCUAUAAACCUCUUUCACCAUGUCUGCUGGCAGUGGACUGCAUUUAUGUGCUCUAUGUUCUGAGCUCAAAAUACACAUGUAACUUCAAAUAGUUCUUUACACAGGGGUUCAUUCUAAGACAGUUCUUAUCAUGGGGGUUUAUUCUAAGAGUUGGGAGAUGAGACAUUGUGUUACUUGUAAGAGAAGCAGUAACUGCAUUUAUGGUUUUCUGCAGAACCCACAAUCACAGUCUUUAUCGCUAUGAUGAUAGCAAAACUUAAAUACAAGUAACAUUUUUAAAUAUACUGGAGGGAUUUGGCUAGAAUUCUGUAUAGAUGGUAUUGUAUUUUCAGAGUUAUUCACUAAACUGUUCAGAAUCUUAAAAUCUACAUUUAAAGAGCACCUGUAAUACCUAAUAUUGGAUUGUCACAUAUAUUGUGAAUAAAAUGGUAUCAACGUAUUGUCCUGGACACAUUUCUACUAAGUUAUCAUUAGUUAUCAUACUGUGUAUUUUUGAUAUCUUAAGUCUUUAAUAUUAACCCAUCAACAUGAGGUUUGGAAUGCAAUAAAAACACAAAUACGUAGAGCAUGGGGACAGCAACUGCAUCUACACUGCCACCAAGUGAUGCAGCAGCAGAAACUCAUAACUCCUACAGGGUUAUUCACUGAAGUCUAAAUGAACAGGGUAAACCUAUCCGGCUGGCCAUUUGUACUGAAAAAUCCAGACAUUGUUCACACUGUUUAACAAUUUCCUGAUUUCGCGUUACAGGCAAAUGAGUCAGAAUUUAGUCCUGCUUUCUACUGGACCAAUAACAGGAGAAUGGCUGAAAGCCAGAUCUGGAUUUAUUCAAUCUGGUCUGGGAUGCUUGAAUUCCAGUCUGCAUUUAAAAAAUCUGAACUAUUUAUCCACUGGUAGCACAAAUAAUUAUCCAUUAGUGAUGCCAGCUGCAACAUUAAAUUCCUUAAAAAAUAAAAUAAAAAAAACUUUUAAAAAACACUAAGUGGCCCAUUUUUAUCCCCUUUUAAUUUGUCUUAUUCGUUAUCCUGAAUAGUGUUUAGCUAACUAUUUAGGUGACCGAUCCACCUCAACUUUUUCCCACGCGCACCGGUUUCGACCCGCCUGUCCCCAAUCUCAAUCAUGAUGAUCUCAGCCAAUGCAAUGCUUUCCCAUAGAGUUCCAGCAUAGAGCGUGGAGAGGCUAUAGACACCAGAACCACUACACUAAGAUGUAGUUGUUCUGGUGACUAUAGUGUCUAUUUAACAAAAUCCAGACAAGCUUAUCUGCCAUGUUGCCGAAAUUUGGCCGUACUAUGAAAUUUUGUUAUUUUAUGACAAAGUGGCUCGGCUGAAACAAUUUUUUUUUUUUUUUUUGUCAUGCACAAGUUUAGUAAAUAUCAAAUUAUGGAUUUCUACAUUUAAUUAAGACCUUGCAAACACAUAUUUGUUAAAUAUAGAGGAUAGGUAAACAUAGUAUUAAAGUUUCCUUGUAAGAUGCCUAUACAUUAAAACACGUGCUUUAUCGAGGGAAAAGCUAAGGUUCAUCUCUCCGAGCAUAUGCUGUUAAAGUUUAGCUGUGUCGUGUCACAAUGUCGUCAGUUCAGCUUCCGAUUUGGAACUGGCAAACUAAUUAGCGAAUCAUGUCUAGCAUCAGAUGUCAAUACUUACUCCAUUAUCUUUCCCUCACUGCUGCUAUUGGCAGCGUGCAAAGCACUCCUGUUGCUCAUUAAUCACCUCCGCCAAGAAUGUAAUUAGCAGCUUAAUUAAGAUCAUCGUGGGUUUGUGAUACCAUAGUGCCUACAGUGAACAUCGGGGGCUGGAAACACUUUCCAAUAAUCCCCAGUCCGCUCCCCCAAGUAGAAUUCUCAAUGGGAUACAUAGGGGACUCUGUGUUUAAAGGACAAUUAAGGAUGAUAAAAUGCAUUCACUAAGCACUUAUGUAGAUAUAAAAAAAGUCUGGUUUCAAAUGUAAAUUAGAAAUACCUGAUGGUUUAUUCGCCAAACACUGAUUUGUGGAAAAAUGAAACCACAUUGCAGAAUUUAGGCAAAAUACCCUUGAUCUGUCUUUAAAAUUUCCCCAGUUCAGCGGGUUUUAUUUAGCGUAUAUUGCAAUUCGGUUUGCGGUUCAUUAUAAUUCAGUGUUUCAUGGAUAGACCCUUUAUCAAUUUCUAGUUCCUAAUGGGAUUCCUGGCUGCGUAACAUGACAUAUUCCUGUAGCAGUUUUAGCUAGGAUGGGGGGAUAUACAAUGAUCUUACCUAGCUUAAUAUUAGUUUAUUUCUUUUUGAAAUAUUAAAAAAGGAAAGCCAUGCUAGUUGUGAGUAUCUUAAUUAUUCCUGGUUCUUUAACCUCUCAUAGGUUCUAGGCCACCCAAACAUUAGUUAAAUCUAUAGUCUCGAUCUAUUUAUAUGAAUAAUUUAUAUUCUACAUAGACCACAUACACGAACCUUCACUGAUAGUUAUGGUAGGUGUCCUUUUUAUGAUGGCUUCCUGUUCCUUUAAACUAUGAUAGCUCAUGGUUAGAGUGAUGAAAACAGUAAAUAUUCAGGUCAUAAAAGCAGAAGAAGUUCUCUGUGUGAGCAAGGGAUCAAAUAUUUAGUAAGCCUGCAGGAAUUCGUACGGGGAGACGGGACGUGCUGCGCAUUUCUGCUCAGUGUUAUCUAGAUCAUCAUAAUUGAUCUGCAUAAUGAAUGAGCACCUAUUUAUUUAGCUGGUGUCUGCAUGUCUGUUUAUUUGGCAUCUGCAGUGCUUUUAACUGGGUUCCUCUGUGCCCUUCACCUAACGAAUGGAAUUGUUACAGCUUGUCUGCUUUUUCUGACGAUUAAAUUAUGUUCUAAGCCAAACCUUGUUUUGCAGUUGUAUGUAUUUUAUCAUAACUGUCACACAGUAUAUAUACAGUAAAUAUAUAGAGUUUCUGAUAUUUUCAAGUUUUCACUGAUUCUAGGAAUUUUUGGCCAGCUCAUCAGAUAGAUUUUAAUUGGCUGGUUUAUCAAUGUGGAUAUCAUCACGUCCAAUGGGAAACUGACUCUUCCAAAAACAGGGUUUCUUGGGAAAAGAUGACUUAAGUUUCAAGAAACCUCUCCUCCAUGAGAUGGCAAUCAAACUAACAUCACACUUUUAAAAACAUUUUUUUUUAAAUGUUUCAAUAUGGAUAUUUUUGUUUGUUAAACAUUCUGAAGCACUACAAACUUAAGAAAAAGUUGACAUUUCCAUGGCAGGGCCCAUAAAUAGGAUGAGAAGAUGAAUUACUUUGGGCAGGGGCAGUAAGUGUAAAGGACAGCUGAAGAAAAUAGUCGUCACCUGCGUUCUAGUCGUCACCUGCGUUCUAGCGCUGAGGCGGCAGCCUGAUCUUCAUCUGGUGGAGGAUGGACUGAGGGGAGACUUGCGGGGCAAUGGGGGGCAGUACCUCAUUGGUCGUCACCACAGAAUUUACAUUGUUCUGGGCUGGCUCUGGCAGCCAAAGGCUAAAUCUCUGCACAAACAGACUCCAAGCACCAUGGCCACUUCAAAUCACUGAAGCUGUCGUGGUGCUUGAAGUAAGCCUUUAAGUUAUCUGCCUUAGUGGGAUGGUGGAGAAGCCUGGGGGCACUGAUGAUGAUCUUAAAGGAAGCAGCAGAGCUAUGGUCCUACAUUACUCAGAUUCUUCCUUGUUGUCUCUGUCAUGCUCUUCUUUACGACAAGUGAGCGAGGUAUGUAACGUCAGAUCACAUCACCUGUUCUCUGCAACUGUGUCUACUGAGCGGAAUCAUGGAGGAAAGAGCAGUGGCACUUGGACGCAGCUCGACUGCAGUGCUGUCUUCUAGACCAUUAGCGAAAAGUAGGAUUUGGUGGGAUUCCUAGGACUUUUACUCUACAGUCCCUAUUAUUACCCCAAAUUGUUGGUGGUCACUAGAACAUUACCUUUGUGGGAUCCUGAAGACUGAUAGAUACUUCCUAAUUACCAACAAUCUCUCUCUGGUUGACUGUCUCUCUCGGUCUUUCUAAUCCAUGUUGUAAGGAAAAAAAGGCAUUUUGCUGGUGAAGUAUAUGCUUGAUUAAGCAUUGCCUGGCAGAGAGGAGCCUGCAGAUUAGACUAUUUAAUUUACUGUCACACAGGCUAAAUUUAGAGCAGAUCUCAUCUCAUUCUGACACGUUCCUCCCAGUAAAUAGCAGCUGAUUGCUCUCCUCUUUUUGCCUGUGACUUGGGAUAAUCUCAAACAUAUUUACAUUCUUUAAUAAGACUUUCUAAAAAAAAUCACUGCUAUUUACAGUCAAAUGACAAUAUUUAAAAUAGAACACAUAAUUUUUCUAAAAUAAAUCAAGGCAUUAAUAAUAAAGUAUACCGUUUUUGUUGGUCAGUCGAUAACCUUACAGAAAUGUCAAGUUUUUGGAAGCGCUACGGAAUCUGUUGGCACUAUAUAAAUGGCAAUAAUAAUAAUAAUAAUAAUAAUAAUAAUAAUUGGAAGGCUAAAGACUAAUUGAGCCACAGUUACCCAGAAAGGACAAUAUCCGCAUCUGCAAGGCUAUUCGCUAGAAUUUGAUAAGUGAAACUGUUCUGUUAAAGGAAAACUAUACACCAUUGAAUUAAAUGUUAAAAAUCACCUAUAACUUGUGUUAACCUAUCUUUCAUGAGAUGAUCAAUUAUGUUUAUAUUAAAUAUUUAGCAAAUUACAUCACAAUCCAGUUCAGAUAAGGCAACACCAGAACUGACAUUGCAAAUGAAGAGGCAAAAAAGAAAAAUGUUCCAUUUCUCUUUUCUAAAAAACUUCCUUUAUGUCGAAUGUCAAGUGCAGAGGAUAAACAGUGCUUAGAACAAUGAUUGACAGGAAGCUAAGAUGGAAGUUCCCAGUUGCAGGAUGAAGAGAUGUGGGCUUUCUACAUUUUAAUGUUAAUUUUUAUGCCUCACAAGCUCAUAUUUGUUAAAUAUAGGGAUAAGGAAAAUUUGUAAAAAUCAUGGUUCGUUAUAAUUCGCCUGUAACCACCUUUCCAGUGAUCCAUAUUUGUAGAUACACAAAGUGAUGAUGGUGCUUUAAUUUGGGGACACUAUAAAGAAGUCACUGCGAACUGUGGUACCCAGGAACCUGGGUUAGCAUCAUGUUAAAUGGAGUUCGCAAACCUCUGAAACACUAUAAAUUAUAACUGGUAUAAAUGUUUGUAGGCUACUAGGAUGAGAAUGAAAUAUCUUACAAUAUGCUACUUCUGCAGAAUUUUCAUCAAAGCAUUACUGGCAUGUUAAAGGAACACUCCAAAAACAUAAAGCACUUUAACUUGCUUUAACUACAUUUUCAUUUUAAAAAACGGUUCAUUUUAAAACGCACUGUCUCUGCUGGACAAUACAGUGCUGGAGCUUUUUAGAAGAUAGUUGAUGCUGAAAAUAAAAGAUGCUAUAUUCUGCCCUUUACAGGCUUAUUUCAGUUCAGAAUUUUUAAAUGGAGCUAUUAUCCGAAAAACAUUAAUCCGGCACUUUUUGGAAUGCCACAUAUCUGUCCUUCCUUAGUAGAACCGGUGUAAAAGAUUCAUUCAUUAAACUUCGAGUUGGAUGUGUAGCAAAAAACAUGUGGAUAAAAGUUUAACUCCUACAACAAUUUUGUUUUAAAAGAAAAUGUGCUACUUUUUGCUCAAUUCAAUGGAACUUAGCUAUUUGUGAGUAGACACCCCCAAUGGUUUCCAUUCAACCUCUGCAGACACGGUCAGGGAGGAGAGGCAGAGCUACAAAGACUCCAUGUUGACUAGUCUUUAGAAAGAUGUUCUAAAGGCAAUCGGUAAUGGAACAUCUGAGGUCUUUUACUCUGAGGAAUUUGUCUGACAAAGGGUUAACAAGACUUGAGAUAAUAACUAUCUAUUGUCCACAGAACUGUUCCCUGGAGAGGCAGAGGUAACUCGUUACUUUCCAUCCUUCUCAAGGAAUACCUGCUUGGAAUUUAAGAUGUCUGGUGAGAGCCAACAGAAUCCCACAAUACAUCAGGUACGGUAUGCAUGGGGGGUCCUGGUGUCCCGUUGGACGUGGCUGUGUUUGGAGUAUGCCCCACCAAUGAGUUCCAUUCAGAUAUGAUUGAAAUUGAUAUUUAACUUCCUGAAAGAGCAAUAUUCCGAGGCAGAGCUGGAUCUUUUGGGCAGCCUUGGUUUGUAUGUAAACAAUCAAAAACAGUUCGACACAGAACCAGAGUAUAGUGCCGAGUGAUGCAGCACCAUAACUACUACAGUAUUUAUGGUAUUAUGAUAUUAUCUGUAGUGGUAUUACUGCAUUAUUUUUUGUAAUUAAAACUUUAUAUAAUUGAAAUGUCACAAUGUCUCCCCAAAAGAAAUGCAUUAUUGAUAUAAUUAAAACUUUCCUACUAGGUUUUUUACUUCUCCCUAAGUCUUUUAAAACCUAUAAAAAUACAUAAAAACACAUUGAGGAAAUCUUUAUUUUAAGCAGAUCUUAUCACAGAGCGCUGCAGAAUAUUUUAGAACUUUAGAGUAUAAUGAGUGAAUUAUAAUGCAGUGCUUAGUUCUGUAUAAUCUUAAAUAAAAAAAAUCCAUUAAGUACUGCCCAUGGAAUUAUUAAACAGAAACGAGCAGGACAAAGAUUUCUGCUGGAAAGCCUCAAAUAUAUUUUAUUAGUAACCAUUUCAUUGCCAGGUGAUUUCUUUCUCAGCGCCAUGAUUAUCAGAGUGUUAAUGUUUUUUUCUGUGUAUGUAAGACUAAAGCAGAGCUGACACACAUUUUUGCACAAUUGGAUAGAGUGUUAGCUCUUUGUUAUACUAUUAUUUAAAAAAAAAAAAAAAAAUCUCACGCAGUCCAAUUUUAAUUAUUUGCACGCUGCACAUGUACUGCGCUACUGAAGGAAUUCCGGGGAGCGCAAGCCCUUUGUAGUAAUUUCUGUGUAGAUAUCAGAUUGUGCAUGAGCAUGACUAAGAACAUGGGACGGUUAAUCCCACUACAAAAUAGCGGUCCAGAGUAGGUAAAUAAAUACGAUUUAAAUUUUUUAUUUUUUUAAAUUUUUUUUAUUUACCUCAGCUUUAUUAUUUCCCCGAUAAAUGAUGCAAUAGUGUUUACUGAUUUUGGGGCACAAGCAACUGUCAAUUCCAGAGUAGUGACAGUUCUGCUUUCAAGUGUAUCCUUGGUUUGCCACACACAAUUUUAUCUCUUCAUCAGCAACUACCAGGGAGAGUGCAGAUAGAUGUGGCUAUGAGAAAUGUAGGUGCUAGACAUGUGUUGUAACUGCUGCAGUAUUUUAUGCAUCUCAUGCAAUGCAACAAUUCAGCUUUAUAUGAAUAAUAGUUCCCACAAUACUGGCUGAGAGUGCGGAGCAGGUUGAGGCCUUGUCAAAGUUUGUAUACAUUAAGGCAAAUGCAUUUACUUUGUCUGGGGUUGCCAGGACUCAACUUGUUUUAAGGUCACAUAAAAAAACAUAUACUGGGAUGUGAUUGUGUGUUUUUACUUGCUUGGGGGGUUGAGGAGAGGAGAGGAUGUGGUUUGUUAUCUGUUGUUUUGGAAAAAGGAAUCUGAGGUUUACAGGGGAGUUGGAAAAGAUGGGGGGGGGGAGGAAUUUGGAGCAAGAUGGAGGAGAAUUGGUGAAGACAGUUUAGGAUAGAGGAGGAUAGGGUGAGUUGUGGCAGGGUGGAAGAUAAUUGGUGGAGUUCAGGGCAGGGUGGAGGCGAAUAGUGGAAUUCAGGUCAGGGUGGAAGAGAAUAGGGGGAGUUCAAGGCAAUGUGGAGGAGAAUAAUGAGUCUCCAGAGCAGUGUUGAGGAGAAGAGGGGGAGUUCAUGGCAGGAUGGAGGACAGUAUGGUGAGUUCAGGGAAAUGUGGAGGAGAGUACAAGACAGGCUGGAGGGGAGUAUAGUGGAGGAGAGUAGGGUGAGAGUAUUGUGAGUUCAGGGUAGGGUGAGUUCAGUGCAGGGUGUAGGGGAGCAGGGUGUGUUCAGGGCAGGGUAGAGGAUGAUUGGGAGAGUUCAGGGUUGGGUAGAGGAGAAUAUGGGGAGCUCAGAGUGGAGGAGGGUGAAGUGAGUUCAGGGCAGGGUGGAACAGAAAUGCUUGAGCUCAGGUGAGGGUGGAGGACAGUAGGAUGUGUUCAGGAAGGGUAAAACAGGAGGUUGGUAUAGCGCCUAAACAGUCCUUAUCAGGGAGUAUAUAAUGAAAAGAAGAGAAAAAGAGCAGAAGAAAUUAAUAGUGUAGUAUGAAAAACUGAAGCUGGUAUAAAUAUGCUAAAAAAUGUGAACUCACACUUUUUUGGAGCUUUAAUGCAGCUCCAACCUGGUCGGAACGAUCCCCGCCUAAGGAUAAAAUGCAGUGCUGAUUCUUCUUUUGAUCGUAUUAGUGGGAGGUACCCUCAUAGAAAUAAAAAAGAUAAAAAGCAUAUUAUAGUGUAGUAUAUUCAGACUAUGGAGCAAGGGUAGGUAUAAAUAUAAAAUGUACACUCACAUGUAGUGGAACAGUAAAUAUGGCUCCAAAUCAGCGUAUGAAGUGGUAUGAUCCCCACUGCUAUUGUUUUAUCUAUUUAUUACCUUUUUAUUAGUUUUUAUGCUGAUUUGGUACCAUAUUUGCAACUCUACUACAUGUGAGUGUACAUUUUAUAUUUAUACCUACCCUUGCUCCAUGGUCAAAAUAUACUGCACUAUACUACGCUUUUUAUAUUUUUUAUUUCUAUGAGGAUACCUUCCACGAAAAAUAUCAAAAGAAGAAUCCGCACUGCACAUGAUCCUUACGUGGGGAUCGUUCCACCCAGGCGCAUAAGUUGGAGCUGCAUUGAAGCUUUAAAAAAGUGUGAGUGCACAUUUUUUAUCAUAUUUAUACCAACUUCAGUUUUACAUACUACACUGUUAGCUUCUUCUGCUCUUUUUCUCUUCUUCUCGUUAUAUACUCCCUGAUAAGGGCUGUUUAGGUGCUACACCAACCUCCUGUUUUACCCAGCUUUUAACCGGACAAGAAAGACUCCGUCCUUGGUGUUUGAGCUGCCUCUGGACUGUAAUCAUCUUCAGAAGCGCUGAACUAUAGUUGUGUGUUAUUUUCUGUGUUCAGGAAGGGUUGAUGGAUUAUAGAGGGAGUUCAGCACAAGAGAAGAGUUGGUGGGGAAGAAAACAGUUUUAAUGAACAGAAUGAGAGGAGAAGUGAGAGGAGAGUUUUGGGCAGGAUAAAGAACUCUCUCUCUCUAUAGCAUGCAUGGCAGGAUGGAAGAGAGAACAGAUUUCAGGCAGAAUGAGAGAAAAAUUAAUUCAGGGCAGGUUAGGCAAUCUAUCCAUGGUUGCAGAAAUGGAGCAGGGUGUUAUAUUGUCUCUUAUAAAAACAACAAGAAAGGUAGAACGCAUCAAAGGAGCAGAAUGGCUAAGGCUGGGCAGAGAGAAUGGGGAUUAGACUGUGUCGUCCUGCACACCCCAGCUUAGUACGAUUACUGAUUUAGAUAGAGGACAAUAGCAGGAGACCUAACAUCCUCUGUAUAGUCAUUAGGUGAAUUGCUCCAGGUUCUCUCUGCAGCAGUGAGAGGAACAUGUCACGGGGGUGUUUGUGCUGUAAAAAUAGAUUUGAUUUAUUGUGUCAUGGACAUAUUUUGCUUUUCUAUAAGCGUUUUCCAGUUAAGUUUAAAUCUCUCUGGGAAUUCAUCUGCAGCAUUUAAAUAGUCCCCGGGGAGAAAUGGAGGAUGUAGCAGCGACUUUAGUGUUCUGGAUGUUUUGAAACUCAGAAAUUGCUUUUCCUCCUGCCGAAUAAGUACAACGCCAGCUAUUUAUCCCAUGGGGCAAUUCAAAAGUAAUAAAUAUACACAGACAUUUGCUAAAUUAAUUCCUGUAACCUCUUUAAUAACAAGUCAAAUAACGUGUGAUGUGCCCAGGGUCUGUAAUGGGCUCUCACCAAACGGAAUGACAUCACUAGAUUCAGCUAUUAAGUGCUAGUGGGUGGAGAAUAUAUUGUAUUAAACCUUUAUAUUAAUCAUCAACUUUAAAAUAAAUAAAUAAAAAUGCUAUCCUUCAUAUGCCUAUAUGUAUGCCAUUGUCCUUUUCAAGCCUCAUAUGUUUCCCAGUGUUUCUUCUUUGCUUCUCUAACCCACCAAUUCCACAUGGUCCAUCUUGACCCCACAUGCCCUCCAUGUGAGAGUGGUUACCUUGUUUUUGUGUAUGUGUUUUCGUUGUUAUUGGGCAUUGACCUGAGUAGCUAUUUGAAUAUAUACACACUUACGUCCGAGGCUUAGGUUUUGACACAUUGCUCCCCGUUGAGGAUCCUAUAUAGUGUCUUUUUCUUUCUUUUUCUUUUCUUCAUACUGGUACCAGUUUAAAUCGGCAAAUUCUUGCCUACAUUUUUCAAAUCCAGCUACGCACUUGUUGGCACAACAUUUACUUUUAUAUACCCAUCUCUCAUAUUGUCUGUCUCUAUCCAGAGGUUCUAUAUAAACCCAUAUUUUGUCCACCUACAGUAUUUCAACAGGAGUAACUGUCGUUCUACUAAACUUUCCAAACUCUCUAUACUAGGGUGGCAUCCAAAGGAAAUUGCUGAGUUACUAGAUUUUUAAACUGCUCUACUCACAUUUAUUUUUGCCCAGGAACAAUGUUCUACCUCAAUGACCAAUUACUCCUAAGGAAGAGUUUUCACUGGCCCUGAUUUAGUUUAAUGAAGCCACUCAAGAGUUUUCAUGAAUUAAAAGAACACUCCAAGAUUGCUGAAGUGGCUAUGGUGCAAGGAGUGCCCUGGUGUCACCCUAUUAUAAGCAGUCUUACCUGGGGUACACUGGGUGCCACUGCCUGCCUGCAUGCAUCAGAAGAAUCAAUGGAAUUUACUGCUCAGGAGCUCACUGCUCUCUGGCGUUUGACUACUUACAGUGGGGUGAGGUGUGUGUGUGUGUGUGUGUGUGCCAGAGCACUCGUGGCACCGUAACCACUACAGUGAACACUAGUUGUUUUGGUAUUCCUUUCAGUUUGGGGUGUUUCAAUACCAUUGUCCUUCACUCCUUUUAAUAAGGCAGUAAAAAUGGAUGCAUUUAGAGCGGUUACGGGUAAUGUUGGCCACUCCAAUGUUUUUGGACCACAUUUCCCAAGUUGCUUUGCCUUCCUAAAGGCGAACCAUGGCACUCUACUCUACUAAAUAUCUCCUUCCCUUGUCCUUAACAAUAGAGACCUUUGAUGAAUAUCAAAGUAGUUUAAAUUCACAUUUAAGUGAUAGAAUGUCUGGAUCAGUAAGGGAUUGUCAUUUGAGCAAAUUAAGUUUUGAACAUUCUACGCAUGUCUUUUCUGCAUUUUCUAAGUUAUUCUAUUGUACAAGAUUUGUGCAUUCACUGUUAGAGUGGGCCCAUUCCUUUUUUUUUUUUUUUUUAAGGCAUUAUAUGGAUAAUAAUAUUAUAGCUUAAAAGUAUAUAACAAUAAUAUGAAUUUAUUUAACCAUAUAAGGCACAUUUAGCUUGAAUGAGUUUCCAAGUACGUCCUGGGGUCUUGAUGUGAUUAUUAACUGUUUAAUAGUCCUCAUUUUAUCUACUAUGGAAGGCUGAAAGACUCGGGUGACCUUGACGGGAAUUGAACAUGAGAUACUGAGUGAAGCUGGCUUCCCUAACCACUAAUCUACCUACUUUUAUAGAUUUUCUCCCUUUUGUCCUUAUCCUUUCUUGAUCAGUAUGCUUUUCCCAUUUAUGCAGUACCUAUCCUGUGACGAGACCAAUCUCGCCAUUGUGCAUUGGAGGAGCCUGGUUGGCCGCCUGCUGCCUUUAGACUAUGGCCCCAUGUUGAAACGCUUGAUUUUCCCCUGCAAAGUCAAGAAAGCCGGGUCAUUCGGUACUUGUCCUAUUUGAACAGUGAUACCCCAGUUAGCUAUGCCAUGGAGCCCAUUCGUAUAACGAAAGACUAUGUGAAAGACUUUGGCUCCAUGGCAAUUGAACUUUAUGUAUGUGAUCGGAGCGCCAUUCAGUAAUAAUGUGCGCCCAGAUCUAAGCUAUCUGGGGAUAUGUUGAAUGUACCUGUUUUAUGCAAUAGCUGCACAGUUAUAUAUUUUUAUGUAUUUUAUUGUCUUUUGCUACCAUGUGUUCAAUGGAGUUUUGCCUCUGUCCUUUGAGAUAAUUGGAUUACUUCCCAAUUAUCUCCAGGAUAGAAGACUCUGUGGAACUGUUUUUGGGCAGAAAAGCCAUGCUUCAUUUGGUGACAAAGGCAUUCGAUCUAACUUUUGACCCACUGGACCAAUUUGUAUGAUUUUGACAUAUGUUUGUAUUUGGAGUAUGCUGAUUCUGAAAAUGUGAAUGUGAUGUAUACUUUUAAAGUUAUGAAUAAUGUGGAAAAACUGUAUUUCUCUGCCUGUGAUAAUUACAUUAACCCAUUGUGUAAGGUAAUUGUAUCACAGGCAGAGGGGAGGAUUUUGUGUGGGAGUGUCUGAGUGUAUUGAACGUGUUUAUUGGUUGUUUUACAAAACCCUGUGGGUGGUACUAAUGUGUAUAUAAGAACAAUAAACCCACAGCUCUGUCUGUUCCUGCUUGACCCUCAAAACGGAGCCUUGUCUCGUUCUUGGGGGGAUUUAUUGUAUGCUGUUCCAGUUUGACUGCUAGGAGUGUAAACCUAUUCGUAUGUUUUUUUCUACUCGGCUGUUUAACGCAUUUGUAUGGUUCCGGUUCAGCUGUUUACGGCAUUCAUAUGGUUUCCUGUUCGGCAGUUUGGUGUCUUUGGUAGCUGCCUGUGUAUCUGGAAGGGGAAUAUCCUCUAAACGGCAUUUAACCCCUUUUAUGCCCGGGGUGCCGUUACAUAUCCUUUCUCUUUACUUCUUGUAUAUGUGAUGUUUCUUUUGAAUAUUGCUUAUGUCAUGACUGUAUUUAUUAAAUUAUUUAAACAGCAUGUGCGUAGGUAGAGGGUAACUGUGUAUGUGCAUAGACCUUCACCACUGAUAAACCACCCCAACCUAUUGUUUCCCAAAAUGAACCACAACAGACUUGCCUUGGAUUAAAAUAGACCAAAGCUUUAUUAAAAUAUAAAUGUAUAACUCUUUAAACUUUAACUUUAUAACAUAAAACACGAUAUACAUAGUUACUCAGUAAAUAGAUACGUCGCUAAGUACCUCCAUGCCAACCAAACAUAACUUAGGGCAGCUGCUCCUCCCCCUCGUUCCAACCAGCAUAAGGCCUUUUCUUGGGCCUUCCAUUUCGUAAUGCUAACCACUAGCCGCUUAUUGGCUCAGUGGGCACGUCCGUUAUCCAUAACUGUACCCACAACCCCCGACGGGUGACCAAAUGCCUGGUGGGCUCCGACCAUGUCAGCUGGGCGUCCACAUGCCCUCUGGGCAACCAAACUGUGACAGACAAAACACACAAACAUGAAACAAAUAAGGGGAGGGAGGGCGGGACGCUGUUCCCAACUGAUAAUUAAGAUGGCUGCUACCCUGCAAGAUGACAAUCUAUUUAUACUAGCCCACCCAUCUACCCCUUACUACUCCACCCCCAUCCCAAGACCACUUUACUACAUUCCUCUGUAUAUACUCCCCUCACAUUUACAUGUCCCUGUUCUGCCUAGGCCUUGCCUGGCUCCUCAGGGUCUAAACAAAUGCUGUCUCACAAUUUGGGACUGCCCUGCCAGAUUUGAGACAGUUGACAAGUAUGUCUAUGAAGAAGGACAAGACAGGGGACCUCGUUGCACCAUAACCUAUGCCAGGAAGUUGCUGUGGUGCUCUGAGUGUCCUACUAAACUGUCUCAUGUAUCACCUUUUAACACUCUGUUUUCUGUAUAUUUCAGCUGGUUCCAACCAGCAAAAUCUCAUCCAUUUUUUAUUCUUUCUCUUGUAGCCGUGCAAAGCUCAGCAGAUGAAGUGUUUCAAAAAGCAGAGGAGAAAGGUUCAUAAAUUUCGAGAGCACAUUUAUUGCAUUUCAGUCUGCAUAAUAAUAUCCAGCCGCCGAUACAAAUGGAUUUAUGCACUAUUUAUAAAUAGACAAUUUUCAUAUUGAGGCCAUUUGAUUUGCUCGAGUCCUUUUCCUUCUCGGGCUCUGAAUUGUUAUUAAGCAGGAGAGGCAUUCGUUUUAAUUAGUGACACUGCGCUAACGUUUUAAUAGUGAACACUUAAAUGUAUUUUGUUAAGAGCAGAUUAGCAUUUAGAUUCCUAUUACUGUGUUAUUCCCGUCUCUGGUGGCAGCCCAUUGUAAAAUGUCUUUGGAUUGAAGCUGGUAAAUGACAUGCUAGUUUCUGCUUUUCCUAUUGGGCUAAAAAUUCAGCAGGUUAAAAAUAUGAAGAGUUUGUCAUUGUAUGAUAUACUAUGACACUGGCAGGUUGUGAUGUGUAGCGAGGCACUUUGAUGGUGUAUGUUUCACAUGGGAGUAUGGGGACACUCUGUAGGUCUGAGCUAGGACCAAAAUGGUUGACACCCCAAGGACCUGUGCUAGGAAUCGGUCCUAGGAAUAACCACUCAUCAUGGGUGUCUGUCCUAGAAAUAACCGCUCACCAUGGGUGUCUGUCCUAGGAAUAACUGCUCACCAUGGGGGUUUGCACUGGGAAUAGCUGGUCACCAUGAAGGUCUGUGCUGGGAAUAGCAGGUCACCAUAUAAACCUGGACUGGAAGUAGCAGGGUACCAUAUAAACUUGUACUGGGAGCAGCAGGCCACCAUAUAGACCUGUACUUGGAGUAACAGGACACGAUAAGUUACUGUACGUAACAGGGCACCAUAUAUACCUGGACUGGGAGUAACAGGGCACCAUAUAUACCUGGACUGGGAGUAACAGGGCACCAUAUAUACCUGUACUGGGAGUAACAGGGCAUCAUAUAAACCUGGACUGGGAGUAGAAGUGCACCAUAUAAACCUUUACUGGUAGUAACAGGGCACCAUGUAUACCUGGACUGGGAGUAACAGGGCACCAUAUAAACUUGUACUGGGAGUAACAGGGCACCAUAUAUACCUGUUCUGGGAGUAACAGGGCACCAUUUAAACUUGGACUGGGAGUAACAGGGCACCAUAUAUACCUGUUCUGGGAGUAACAGGGCACCAUUUAAACUUGGACUGGGAGUAACAGAACACUAUAUGAACUUGUUCUGGGAGUAACAGGGCACGAUAUAUACAUGUACUGGGAGUAACAGGGCUCCAUAUAAACCUGGACUGGGAGUAACAGAACACCAUAUAAACCUGUACUGGGAGUAACAGGGCACCACAUAUACAUAGACUGGGAGUAACAGGGCACGAUAUAUACAUGUACUGGGAGUAACAGGGCUCCAUAUAAACCUGGACUGGGAGUAACAGAACACCAUAUAAACCUGUACUGGGAGUAACAGGGCACCACAUAUACAUAGACUGGGAGUAACAGGGCACCAUAUAAACCUGUACUAAGAGUAACAGGGCACGAUAUAAACCUGUACUGGAAGCAGCAGGGCACCAAAUAAACCUGCAAGGCACCUGAAGGUCUAUAUUUGCAGUAACAGGGCACCAUGAUCGGCUGUGCUGGGUUGAGCAGGGCACUAUGAUCGGCUGUGCUGGGUUGACCAAGUCACCAUGAUCGGCUGUGCUGGGUUGAGCUGGGCACCAUGAGGGUCUGUGCUGGGUUGAGCAGGGCACCAUGAUCAGCUCUCCUGGGUUGAUCAGGGAACCAUGAGGGUCUGUUCUGGGUUGAGCUGGGCACCAUGAGGGUCUGUGCUGGGUUGAGCAGGGCACCAUGAUCAGCUCUCCUGGGUUGAUCAGGGAACCAUGAGGGUCUGUUCUGGGUUGAGCAGGAAACCAUGAGGGUCUGUGCUGGGUCGAGCAGGGCACCAUGAUCAGCUCUCCUGGGUUGAUCAGGGAACCAUGAGGGUCUGUUCUGGGUUGAGCAGGAAAACAUGAGGGUCUGUGCUAGGUUGAGCAGGGCACCAUGAUUGGCUUUGCUGAGUUGAGCAUGUCACCAUGUGUCAUGUAUCCUUCGUCUCCAUGUUGCAAAAACGUAGAUUAUUACCUUCCCAAAAUCGAGGGCAGUGCCGCUCAGUGGUCUUCUGCCAUGAUGCCUGGCUUUUGCGGCAUGUCAGUGCACACCGCUGCGGACCCAAGCAAUUAUAUAGCCCCAUGUCUGUCCACGGUAAAGACGAUGUCGACAUGCGGUUGACGUUACGAGGUUAAGGGCCAGGUACAGCCAAUCGGAUCUGCAAGAGGGUUAUUUAAACUCACUUAUCCCUUAGCUCAUUGCCCUGUUGUGGUUUCUCUUAGAUGGUUAUCCAAACUUCUUUUCCUUGCUUCAUCUUGCCUUUGUCUCCACUAAUCUUUGCUACCCAUAACAAGUUUACAGAUAUUAAAAUAAAAGAUUUUUUCAGAUUUUUAUUGUUAGUAGACUGAGCAAUCCAUUUUAACUGAAUAAAAUACCCCGCCCCUCUUUCGGAUUGUAGGCUUUGCCACCUUUUGUACUUGUAACUCAAAUGUGUCUUCUUGAAUUAACAAUUAGGUAGUUAUGGUGCUUGGAGUGUGCCUUUAGAACACUCCAAAAAUGUCCAGUGCUAAAUUAGCCAACGUUGUUUUUGUAUUUAGCUAUCCGCCUCCAUAUAAAUGAACUCUUUGCUCUUCUCACCUGCAGACCGAUGAAGUCCAACCAUUUGCGCUGGAGGAGGGAUUUGAUUAUGACCAAGUGGCGCUGACUCCAAAAUUUUCUGACACUGAACUAGAAUUCCUCAAAAGAUCGAGAAAUCAACAGAUCACACUGGAUGGAGCCAUCGAACAGACUGGAAAUCACAUUUCUUGAUCGCUGCAGAAGAUAUAUAUGUAUUUUUAUAUUUAACUCAUGUUUACAAAUUUACUGAAAAGGAGUAUAAAAUGCACAGCUUCUGUUUUGGAGAGAGACUGCUAAAAACUGAUUAAAUGAAAUUAACAACAUUAAAUUGAUUGAGAGAUUUUCACCAUAUGGCGGUUAUGUAACUUAAUUAGUAACCGGCUUGUCUUCGGUUUGCUACGUUUAGAAACCACUCCUGAUUCCGAGUGGCAGGUAAAUAAUCUCUUAUUACUGUUCUUUAUAGUUGACACUCAGGAGUUAUGUCUGUUCUAAGCUCUUCAGAGAAGUUGUAUCAAUAAGUAAAUGUGUCGUCAUUUUCUGUUUUAAAAAGACCUCUCUCUUGUUUAGAACUAAUAAAUGUUGGGAUUUAUUCACUUAACUGGGAAUUUCACAGAACUGAUAAAAGUAUUGCAACUUAUCUCAAAAUAUCCAAAGAGUGAAACUCGUAACUCCACUAAAACUGGAAAUGUAUUUGCCAAUUCUCCAUAACUCCCAAUAUAAGGUGCAUCAAAUAUUAAUUGUAUUAAGACCUCUCUCCACUCGUAACUGGAGCAUUAGUUUAGCAACAGUUGUUCCUACUGGAGAGACAUCUCUCCAGAUUCAUCAUGCCUCUAUACAAAGCUUAAUAUGUGCAUGCAUGUAUAGUUCUUUUGUGUGUGUAUCAUUCACAGCUGCUAAUUCACAUCUACGAAGUGUGUUCAUUUUUUUUUUUUUUUUUUUUUCAUAUAGGGGCAUGUUGAUUUAAGAAAGUGGGGAAUUUAUAUUAAAAUAAAAACCCAGUAAGUUUAUUACAGAAAAAAAAAAAAUAUUUUUUAUUUUAUAUAUCACCCAUGACCACAAAGUGCCAGAAUUCAUUGAGUGGAGCAUCGUACAGAAACAUACAUCUCUGCGUGACGGCAUGCUGCCCAAUGCUUGCUUUUUGCAAUAGAAAAAGUGCAAAUACACUUUAUCCUAUGGCUCCAUGGAAACCAGCUAAGAGGAAAUAUGAUACAGCUGUAUUUAAAUAAACGUAGAUACUCACAUUGGUCUCUUGUUUUCUGCCAAGCCAUUUCAAGCAGAGUUAGCCCAGUGUUCGCAGUCUAUCAUUACCCCCCAAGCUCGAUGGCUGUGAGUAUAUUAUACAGAAGUCAUACUUCUACAUUAUUGGAGGCUUUGUGUGGCAGGAGAGCCCCAGGCGUGAAAAGAAACUUAUAGAAAAUAGAGAGACAACGGUCUAAGAGUCAACCAAGUUGUAGUGGUUAUGGUGAUUACAGUGUCCUUUCAACAUGGCUAAAAACCUGAAUUCCUAUGCUACUAACCAGGAAUUAAAAGUUACUUGCUACUGCAUAACAUGGCACAGACAUCAGAUAAUGCAUUCACUCUGUGGUCUUUCUGUGUAUCUGUGAAUUUAUAUAGUAUGUAAACAGAGCAAGCUUUAAAUGAUUCUUUUCCUGUUAGACUUUAUUUUCAUGAGAAUCUUGAAACUGAAAAAAUAGUUUUGCAAGUCCCAACCAUGUUUUUCUGUAUCCGAUCAGUUUGUAGUAAUUUUCCCGAUUCCUAAGAAAGAUGGUCAUCUUAUUUAACAGUCAGUUUUUCAACAGUCAUUCUCCUGGAAGUCUUUGUGAAUUGUAAUUUAACCAGCUGUCACUAGAUUUUGAUGCUCAGGGGGACUUAGUCUUCAUGAGGUCUCAUCCGAUCAGAUAAACAAACCACUGAGAUGAGUUCUUGAUAAGAAGGGUAUUCCCACCGCAGGUGUCUUUGUGGUGGUGACGUGACAGUUGAUACAGGUGGGUAAACCAAACUGAAUGUCAGGAUUGCUCUUUUUUGGAGUCUGUCUUCUCCUUUUGAUUAUUGGGUUGUGUAACCUCCUAUGCCAGGUCAAGGAAUUGCUGCAGGUGUUAACAAGAAAAAGGUAGGUUCAUGAAAACAUCUUUGAGCUUUACUAAAGUUGAGGUUUGAAACAAGUGCACUUUGGUUAACUUAUGUUCUCAAGACCGUUUGAGAUGUAGUCUAUCAUCGUACCAGCUGUGUGUGAUACCUCAUCAAAGAACAUUGAAGUCAUUAUCGAAUCGACUAAUGACACUUUGUAACAAAUUAUAUAUUGUCUAUUAAUCAAACCAUAAUCUUUACAAUGUAUAUACAUUUAAACACACAGAAAACAUUUAAACCGGGCACUGAAGGCUCCAGAACAUCGUUACGAAACUGAUAUGUACAUAAAUGUUUUACCAAAAAAAAAAUUAAGAAUUAAGAAAAUUCCAACCCUAUUAAAUGUUCCU